Messenger RNA from Schistosoma curassoni, 1504 nucleotides. NCBI's taxonomy places the organism in Eukaryota, Metazoa, Platyhelminthes, Trematoda, Strigeidida, Schistosomatidae. The record is from the annotation of a GenBank genome assembly.
AGUGAAUAAAAAACUGUCUGACGCGGGUACAAUAUUGAAUAAGUAUAAAGCGGCCAAAUGAAUUUGCGCGGUGUAUCAAGGCUGUUUCAAGUUCAUGCCUUGGUAGUUAUUGAAAGGAUUCUGCUAAAUCGUCGAUUGUUUGUGUUAUUUUCAUUAUUCAGUAGUUUAUCACUUCUGAUUUUUAUCUUUUGUGCUAAUAAAUGGUUUCUAAAUUAUCAUUAUACAAAUUGUUUUAUGUCGGCAAAACAGUUCUCGAAAACAGAUAAUUAUUCAUUCAUCAAUAACAACAAUGCUCAUGGUACGGACAGUAAUAUCAAGCCAUAUCCUGUUGUUGUCUACAACAGAAUCCCUAAAACAGGUAGCACAUCUUUAAUAAACUUAGUCUAUCAAUUAAUUGAAGAGAAUUACAGUCAUACACAUGUGAUACACUUGAACAUUUCUUCAAAUAAACAUUAUUUAAAUCGUGUAAAUGAAUUAUAUCUUAUAGAUAAUUUGACACAUUGGACCAGUAUGCAUCCACUGAUUAUACAUGGGCAUUUCGCUUAUAUAAAUUUUAUCAAAUAUGGAUCAUUGUUUAACCCAAUAUAUAUUAAUAUGAUAAGAAAUCCACUAGACAGAUUAGUGUCUUAUUAUUACUUUCUACGAUAUGGUGAUGAUUAUAGGCCAUAUCUGAUACGUAAACGUAUGUUUGAUAUUGUGACUCGCAACCAAACAUUUGAUGAAUGUGUUCUUGUAAAUGGUAGUGAUUGUAGCCCACAACUUCUAUGGGUCCAAGUACCGUUUUUCUGCGGACAAGCAGCGUAUUGCAGAAUCCCUGGUAAUCCAGUUGCUGUAGAAACUGCUAAACGUCGUGUGAUUGAAGAUUAUCUUAUUGUUGGCCUGACAGAAGAAUUUGAUAAAUUUGUCGACUUGCUAGAAAUACUUUUACCAUCAUUCUUUACCGGUGCUCAUAAUCUAAUAUCUCGUUCAAAGGAUAAAUGGCAUCUGAGACGCACAAAUUAUAAAUUGCCAAUUAGUAAAGCAACAACUAAAAUAUAUCAAGACAAUCCGAUUUGGCAAGCUGAACAAGAGUUUUACAACUUUGUUCGUACAGAAUUUCAUACAAUACUCAGUGCUCUCCAAGGACAGUUUUCACACCAACCACUUUCAAAAUUUUCUGCAUUGUAUAAAGAAAAAAUUAAUUUUGAUAAAAUUCGCCCAAAAUUUGGCGCUUAACUUCGAGUAUUUUUUUGCUCUAAUAUUUACAGUCCUUUUAUUAUGAUAGACAUUUCAGAAAAUCAUUUAUUUGUACCAUGUUUUAUACUUUAUUUUAUUAACCACUUUUAUCCACAUUGAGUUGCAUUUACCUUAAUUGAAAUUACCCUGUACAAUUAAAAGUCCUUUACUCUGGGUUUUUUCAUGGGGAUUUAGUAAAUUUGAUCAAUUUCACAGAUCAAGUUAUUUGUUACUUUUUUUCAGCUAUAUCAAUUUUAUGCAUUUAAUAGAAAUUUUUGCUGACCUUUAA